UUAGCUGUGCAUAGUAUGUGUACCCCUGCAUUCAGAGAAAGAACAGGGAAGAGAAGUGGGUUAGAAGAUAGAAGCAUUUUUGACCAGAUUUCUCAGCUUCUUACUGUGGUGAAGGCGCUGAAAGAGAAGAUUGAAUCAGAAAGGGGGAAAGAUGCUUUUCCAGUAGCUGGACAAAAACUAAUUUAUGCAGGUAAAAUUCUUAAUGAUGAUACUGCUCUUAAAGAAUACAAAAUAGAUGAGAAGAACUUUGUGGUGGUUAUGGUGACAAAACCCAAAGCAGCAGCUGCAGCAACUCAGCAGUCAAAUUCUACUGCCACUGUCAGCUUGACAAGUGCAGCUCCCACACCAGCCUCUGCACCAACCCCUGCAGCUGCUCCUGUGCCAGCUCCUGUCCCUACCACUCCAGCACCAGCUGCAGUUGCUUGUGAAUCUGCACCUGUGAGUACUCCUAAAGAUGAGAAGCCAGCAGAAAAACCACCUGAGGCACCAGCUGCUGUCAGACCAUCAUCAAAUGACAGUACAACAGGUGAUACAUCUCGAUCAAAUCUUUUUGAGGAUGCUAUAAGUGCACUUGUGACAGGUCAGUCCUAUGAGAAUAUGGUGACUGAAAUCAUGUCAAUGGGCUAUGAGCGAGAGCAAGUAAUUGCAGCAUUGAGAGCCAGCUUCAACAAUCCUGACAGAGCGGUGGAGUACCUUUUAAUGGGUAUACCUGGAGAUAAUCAGGCUGUGGCUGAACCCCCUCAAGCAGCGAGCACUGGUUCCUCUCAGUCUCCAGCUGUGGCAGCGGCCGUAGCAACUAUACCUACAACUGCUAGUUCAUUAGGAGGACAUCCACUUGAGUUCUUGCGAAAUCAGCCUCAAUUCCAGCAGAUGAGACAAAUCAUUCAGCAAAAUCCUUCUUUGCUACCAGCAUUGCUACAACAGAUUGGACGGGAAAACCCUCAGCUACUACAGCAAAUAAGCCAACACCAGGAGCAUUUUAUUCAUAUGCUGAAUGAGCCAGUUACAGAAUCCCGCCAGGGCUUAAGUGGCAGUGAUGAUGGUGCCAGCACUGGAGGAGUAGCAGAAGCUGGAAAUGGUCAUAUGAACUACAUUCAAGUAACACCUCAGGAAAAAGAAGCUAUAGAAAGGUUAAAGGCAUUAGGAUUUCCUGAGGGACUUGUGAUACAAGCAUACUUUGCUUGUGAGAAGAAUGAAAACUUGGCUGCCAAUUUUCUUCUACAACAGAACUUUGAUGAAGAUUGAGAGACGUGUUUGUUUUUUUUUUUUUUAUCUCACACCUCACACCAGUGCAUUACACUAACUUCGUUCACUGGAUUGUCUGGGAUAUUUGGGCUUAUAUUCAUAAUGCUUGGUGUAUGGUAUAAGGGUGGAGGAGAAGAAAAUGUUGGAAACAAAGUAAAGAGAAAAGUAUGUAAGUCUGCUUUAAAUUAGCAGAUGCAGCAAAUUACACCAUGUAAAAUAAUAUACAACCAAAAAUCAGCUUCUGCAGGUAUUUAGUUCCUUCUAUAAACUGUAGUUUAAUUUUUUUUCCUAGGGUUUCAUUCUUACUGUACUAGUUCCAGAAAUGUAGUAUAAUGCCCUACUUCGUGCUCCUUUCUACUUAAUAUUGGUAUUGGAAAUAGACUAUACUACCUAGAUUCUACAAUCUGUAUUUCAUGGCAACACUGGAUAGCAGCUUUGCGAAAUCUAAACAAUCUGGGCAAAUGUAAACAUGAAUGCCAAAAUAUGGGUAGUUAUUUUCCUGUUUCAGAUUAUCUCAAUUGGUGCAAAAAAAAAAAAAAAAGUUAAUUUUGUUUAAUGCUGGAUUAAAAAGGGUUUUCUUCAAAUGAAAACCUAUUUCAGUUAAUCAUCUUGAUCAUUAAUUGAAAAAUCCCUCCACCCCCCCCAUAAUCUGAGAAGCUAUAUACAGACAGGUAAAAUUAUUCUUCUGUUUACAUCAUUUCUUUUGGGGAAAAUUGAUAGAUAACUAAUUACUGUUCACUUUAAUGUUAUGUUGCUGUAAAGGUUUUAAAAGCAAUAGAUUGCAUGUUUGGUUUUGUUAUAUGCGCUCCUGUGAAUUGAAUAUUCUUUUUCUGCCAACAAACAAAAUGCAAGCUUCAGUUUUGUCCGUAGCAGUGGGACUUCAUUUACCAUCAAAUCAAAUUUCACUUUCAUACUUUUGUUGGACCAACUUUUACAAAAGAAAAGAAAAAUACAGUUGUAAGCAUCUGAAGAUACUGGCAUUCUGAUCUUGAGUAGAUUGUGAUGAUCAAGCUAUUUCUGACCAGUAAGGACUUUUUUUGGAUGAAGAAAAGAGUUUAGAACUUGCAUUGUCAAGCAAACAAUCAAGUUAUUGCAGUCCAGAAAGAAUCUGCAGACAUAGCUUCCUUUAUAAUGAAAAUAAGCUCUGAUUAUAUAGUUUGAAUUUUACUUCUUGUACCUACUUAUCAUUUACUUCAUUUAGUCAUCACAAAAUGUGAUGUCUUCUUUUAACAUACGUUGACUUUCAGAGACAAUUUUGCCCAUCAGUGCAGUACUAGUGGUGAAAACAAAUACCAUUUUUUAUUAAAGUUACUUUGUUCAUUCUUUGUGUGAACACAACUUGGGGAUCUUUGACUUUUUACUGUUGUACUCCAAUUAGCUGGAUUACAAAUUUAUCUCUAUAGUAACCAAGAAGAUAUUAGUAUCAUUAGUGGUACAGCAGUGAACUGUUGUACCACUAAUGGUAUUAAUGAUUUAGUGGUAUAACCAAAGAAGGAUUUUCUGCUUAGAUUGUGUAGCAGUGGGUUUAACAACUACUUAAGCUAAAAAUACAAGUCAAGUGUCUGAGGAAAAAGGUGCAAGAAACACUGAAGCAUUUGUAUUUUGUUUCCUCGUUGCUUGGCCAUAGUCUGUAAAUAAUUAUCUGAAUCAAAUAAUUAAAUGUAUUAAAACCUUUUUCUUUUUAUCCUUAAACAUCUGUGAUAUUUUUCCAGAUAGUGUGUAUGGUAGUUAUUCAGAUUUUAUUCUUUUAAGACUUCAUAGGUGCAUAUUGUUUAUCGGUGAUGCAACCAAAAUUGUAUCGGUAGAAGUGAUACUGCUAAACAGAAAAUAAAUCUUUCAUAAUGCUUCAUUUUGCAGAAGUUAACAUUAAGACCUGAAUCAUCCAGUAGGUUUUAACUAGGCAGAAAUAUCAGUAUAUUUAUGGAUUUCAAGAGAUUGAUUUUAAUGAUGUAACACUCUGCCGUUAAAAAGGGGAUAAUUGUUAUCUGUAAAAGGAGCAGCUGCCAGAUGCUUGAAAAAUGCCAGAUAGAUUCAAGUAUUUCCUGAAUGUACUUUACUACAUAGCUGAUACAUAAAUAAAACAAAAGCUUUUAGUUUGUGGGA
Messenger RNA from Anas platyrhynchos (mallard), 3348 nucleotides. The record is from RefSeq and is a predicted model, not a curated record. NCBI's taxonomy places the organism in Eukaryota, Metazoa, Chordata, Aves, Anseriformes, Anatidae.